CGGCCCCGUCCCGCUCCCAGCUCGGCCCCCGGCCCGCUCCCGGCCGUCCCAGUGGCCGCCAUGGCAGAGCAGGAGAGUUUGGAGUUCGGCAAAGCCGACUUCGUGCUGAUGGACGCCGUCACCAUGCCCGAGUUCAUGGCGAACCUCCGGCUGCGCUUCGAGAAGGGCCGGAUUUACACCUUUAUCGGGGAGGUUGUGGUUUCCAUGAACCCUUACAAGAACCUGAACAUCUACGGGCGGGACACGAUCGAGCAGUACAAGGGCAGGGAGCUCUACGAGAGGCCUCCCCACCUGUUUGCCAUCGCCGAUGCUGCUUACAAAGCCAUGAAGAGACGAUCCAAAGACACCUGCAUCGUCAUCUCAGGUGAAAGCGGGGCUGGGAAAACUGAGGCCAGUAAAUACAUAAUGCAGUACAUAGCAGCCAUCACCAACCCCGGGCAGAGGGCUGAGGUGGAGAGAGUGAAGAACAUCCUGCUGAAAUCCAACUGUGUGCUGGAGGCCUUUGGCAACGCCAAGACAAACCGCAACGACAACUCCAGCCGCUUUGGGAAGUACAUGGACAUCAACUUUGACUUCAAGGGAGACCCCAUAGGGGGGCACAUCAAUAAUUACCUGCUGGAAAAGUCCCGCGUGAUCGUGCAGCAGCCGGGGGAGCGAAGCUUCCACUCCUUCUACCAGCUCCUGCAGGGAGGUUCUGAGCAGCUCCUGCGUUCUCUGCACCUCCAGAAGGAUGCAUCAGCCUACAGCUACAUCUGCCCUGGGGCACAGCUCAAGUGUUCCAUCAACGAUGGGGCUGAGUUCAAGGCAGUUGCUGAUGCCAUGAAGGUGAUUGGCUUCAAGCAGGAGGAGAUCCAAACUGUCUACAAAAUCGUGGCAGCCAUUCUGCACCUGGGGAACCUGAAGUUCUACGUGGAUGGAGACACCCCCAUCAUCGAGAACAGCAAGCUGGUGUCAGUGAUUGCUGAGCUCCUGUCCACCAAGGCCGAGCUGGUGGAGAAGGCGCUGCUGUUCCGCACGGUGGCCACGGGCAGGGACGUCAUCGACAAACAGCACACGGAGCAGGAGGCCACCUAUGGCAGGGAUGCCUUUGCCAAGGCCAUUUACGAGCGGCUCUUCUGCUGGAUUGUGACACACAUCAACGAUGUCAUCGAGGUGAAGAACUACGACACCACGGUGCAUGGCAAGAACACAGUCAUUGGGGUCCUGGACAUCUAUGGCUUUGAGAUAUUUGACAAUAACAGCUUUGAACAAUUCUGCAUUAAUUACUGCAAUGAAAAGCUGCAGCAGCUCUUCAUUCAGCUGGUUCUAAAGCAGGAGCAGGAGGAGUACCAGCGAGAGGGAAUUCCCUGGAAGCAUAUUGAUUAUUUCAACAACCAGGUCAUCGUGGACCUGGUGGAGCAGCAGCACAAAGGGAUCAUUGCCAUUCUGGACGAUGCCUGCAUGAACGUGGGCAAAGUCACAGAUGAGAUGUUCCUCGAGGCCCUCAACAGCAAACUGGGCAAGCACGCUCACUUCUCCAGCAGGAAGCUUUGUGCCACAGACAAAACGCUGGAGUUUGACAGAGAUUUCCGGAUCAAGCACUAUGCCGGGGAUGUGAUUUACUCUGUCACUGGAUUCAUUGAUAAAAACAAGGACACUUUAUUUCAAGACUUCAAACGCCUCAUGUACAACAGCUCCAACCCUGUGUUGAAGAUGAUGUGGCCUGAGGGGAAGCUGAGCAUCACUGAGGUCACCAAGAGACCUCUGACAGCAGCUACUCUGUUCAAGAACUCCAUGAUUGCCCUGGUGGACAACCUGACACUGAAGGAGCCCUACUACGUGCGCUGCAUCAAGCCCAACGACAAGAAGUCCCCUCAGCUGUUUGACGAGGAGCGCUGCCGGCACCAGGUGGAGUACCUGGGGCUGCUGGAGAACGUGCGCGUGCGGCGCGCCGGCUUCGCCUACCGCCAGAGCUACGAGAAGUUCCUGCACAGGUACAAGAUGAUCUCAGAAUUCACUUGGCCCAACCACGACCUGCCCUCAGACAAGGAGGCAGUGAGGAAGCUCAUCGAGUGCCACGGCUUCCAGCAUGACGUGGCCUACGGCAAGACCAAGCUCUUCAUCCGCACGCCGCGCACGCUCUUCACCCUGGAGGAGCUGCACGCCAAGAUGCUCGUCAGGAUCGUCCUCUUCCUGCAGAAGGUGUGGAGGGGCACGCUGGCCCGGCUGCGCUACCGGCGGACGCGGGCGGCGCUGACCAUCGUGCGGCACUACCGGCGCCACAAGGUGCGCGCCCACCUGCGCGAGCUCCUGCGGCGCUUCCGCGGCGUGCGCGACCUGCCCGACCGCGGCCGCUCCAUCCCCUGGCCCGCCCCACCCAAGGUGCUGCUCCGCUUCCAGGAGGCCCUGCAGAACAUCUACCACAGGUGGAGAGCGGCCGAGCUGAUCCGGAGCGUUCCCCCAGAGGUGCUGCCCCAGCUGAGGGCCAAGGUGGCUGCCAUGGAGCUGCUCAAGGGCCACAGGGCUGACAUUGGCCUCCAGAGAGCCUGGCAGGGCAACUACAUUGCACUGAAACCAGACAGGGCCCAGAGCUCAGGCUCCUUCACCCCCGUGGCCAACGAGCUGAAGCGCAAGGACAAGUACAUGAACAUCCUCUUCUCCUGCCACGUGCGCAAGGUGAAUCGCUUUAACAAGGUGGAGGACAGGGCCAUUUUCAUCACGGACAGACACCUGUACAAGAUGGACCCCAUGAAGCAGUACAAGGUGAUGAAGACCAUCCCCCUCUACAACCUGGUGGGGCUCAGUGUCUCCAAUGGCAAGGACCAGCUGGUGGUGUUCCACACCAAGGACAACAAGGAUCUCAUCGUUUGUCUCUUCAGCAAUGACCCCUCCAACGACAGCAGGAUUGGGGAGCUCGUGGGGGUCCUGGCCAGUCACUUCAAGAGGGAGAAGCGCUCCCUGCACGUCUCUGUCACCAACCCGGUGCAGUGCAGCCUGCACGGCAGGAAAUGCACCGUGUCCGUGGAGACCCGGAUCAACCAGCCCCAGCCGGAUUUCACCAAGCACCGCUCGGGCUUCGUGCUCUGCGUGCCGGGCAAUUAGCGGCUCCUCCCUCCCGGAGCGGGGCCGGGACCGCCCUCCUCCCGCCGGGAUCCACCGGGAGAUGCUCGGCAGCGACCUAAAGGUGCCUAAAGCAGCCUCAAGAAGCUCAAGGUCUGGAAAACCCCAAUUUCAGGGGUUUAGAAAAGCCAAAUUCGCACGGAAUGAAGACCUAAAAUAGCCGGUGACUUGUUCUUCACAUUACAAACCAGGCUGGAACAUCAGGAGAGCGCUUCCUUUGGAAUCAGUCUGAAAAAAAAGAGUUUCUAGGUACUUCCACCACCCCUUCUUCCCUUUCCCGCGUUGAUUCCUCAGCCCCUCUCCGCUUCUCCCUUCCAUGCUCCUUCCCCUUGUGUCAGUCUUUGCAGCUUGAUGCAGCCUCCAGAGGAGGAACCAAAGAUGCCCAGCUCAGGGAGUCGGCUUCUGUAGGGCCAGAUCCCACAGAACCGGGGCCAGGCUGGGCAGGGAGGGCUCCCUCCCACACUCCACACUCCUGCAGCCCCCAAGGUUCAUGGAGACACCUCCAGAGCUGCUGCUUUCCCUCGGGAAUUCAUCAACCCAUCGAGGCACCUUGGCUGGACAGGGGACUUGCAGUGCAGGCCUGGAUUCGUUAAUCCUGCAUUGCUCUUUUUGCCUUAAUUACCCCUCCAAGGGCCUGGAGGAGGUGGGACCGUGUGGCCUUGCUGAAUUUUGGAUGAUCCACGUGGCUUUGUGUCUGUGCCAGCGUUGGGGUGAGCCCAGGAGCAGGAGGAGUUUGGGGGGCCAAGCUUUGCACUAUCCAACAUGAACCUGGCACAGCCCCAGCUGCCAGCACCAGGCUCCUCUCCCUCCAUGAGUUUUCCUGGCUCUCCCACAGUGGGCUGUGGGUUUUGGGGCGUUGGGCUCGUCCUGCCCAGCCCAGAUAACCCCGAGCUCUGUGUUGAUGGAUCUCCUCAGUGGUUUAUUCCCACUGUGCUGGGCACUGCUGUGGUUCCUGAGCAGCCCAGGCUGGUGGGAUUUACAUUGGGAUUGUACAUUGGGAUUUACAUUGGGAUUUACAUUGGGAUUGUCCUGGCACUGCUGGUCAGGUCAGGAUUCCCAGCCCUGGAGAUGGGGGUGCUGAGGGUGACCCCACCUCGGGGCCAGCAAAGGGGAGCCGUUGUUUGAUGGAGCAUUUUGGGAAUUUGAAAGCCUGGAAGAGGCUCCUCAGGCACAAAGGUUUCCUGAAGCUGUGCCAUGGACACGGGGCACGGGACAGGUCACUGCAGCCUUGGUGUCCCUCUGGCCAGGGAGAGACAGGGAUGGGGAGCAUCAAUGAGCACAGGCAGCCCCAUGGCAGAGCUCCCCAUUCCCAUUGUCCCUGGCCUUGGAGCUGCCCCGGGAGCAUCCAGCACCCCCAGCCCCUCUCGGGGUGCAGCUCUGGGAUGUCCCCUUGGGCAGGGGCUUCCCCAGACCCCCAGCACCAGCACAGGGCCAGGAGGUGACAGCGACAGCCCCGACCCCGCCAGGCUCACACAGCACCCCGGCAUCACCCCAGGAACCUCCCAGCACCUCCCUGGACCCCAAACCAGCUCCCCUGGAGGGGCACCCCCAAUGCCAAAGCCCGGGACCCCCCCGGCCGUGUCUGUGCCUUGGGAUUUGCACUUCUCGCCUCCGGUCCCGGUGCAAACGUCCCCGCCCCGGGGUGGGAUCAGCACUUUUGUCCCUCCAGGAGAAUGGGGGGAUGGAAUCGGCAUGGACAGCAAGGAAUUGCAGCUUGGGAAAUGAUCUCCUACCAUGAGAUGGCAAUAUUGUAUGUGAUGAGAUGUGUCUUAUAAAAUAUAUUAUCUGUUCCUGCUCUGGUUUUAUAUAUAUAUAUAUAAAAUAUAUAUAUAAAUAUAUAAAAUA
This is a messenger RNA of Melospiza melodia melodia, 4944 nucleotides long. RefSeq names its product myosin ID (gene MYO1D). The transcript has 22 exons. Gene Ontology annotation, cellular component: cytoplasm; actin cytoskeleton; vesicle. Bases 61 to 3081 code for a protein of 1006 amino acids. Lineage: Eukaryota; Metazoa; Chordata; Aves; Passeriformes; Passerellidae. The record is from RefSeq and is a predicted model, not a curated record. Gene Ontology annotation, molecular function: microfilament motor activity; ATP binding; actin filament binding. Gene Ontology annotation, biological process: actin filament organization; vesicle transport along actin filament.